Molecule: messenger RNA, 432 nt
Organism: Fusarium mangiferae
Lineage: Eukaryota; Fungi; Ascomycota; Sordariomycetes; Hypocreales; Nectriaceae
Exons: 3
Coding region: 1-432 (143 amino acids)
Biological process (GO): mitotic cell cycle; attachment of spindle microtubules to kinetochore
Cellular component (GO): mitotic spindle; mitotic spindle pole body; DASH complex
Source: RefSeq, a predicted model, not a curated record
AUGUCAUAUCCAACGCGACCGAUUUCCUCGCAUAUGCGUGCACCGAGCGCGUCGGCUUCAUCGAGUGGACAGUCACCGGCAUUAUCAGCGCGAAUCGAAGAGAAAAAGGCCGAACUCGAAAACCUCAAAGAGCUUCGAGAGCUCAGUGCAGCGGUCGCAACACAAAUGGAAGCUUUGGAACAGAAACUCUCGACCCUAUCCGACGGAACAGAGGCAAUUGCAGCCGUUGUUGGAAACUGGCAUAAUGUGUUACGUGCCAUCAACAUGGCUUCUUCCAAAUUGGCCAAGACGGCAGCCGAUCCCACAAACGUAUCGGAAGAUUCGACAGGGCCUCUGCCACAAACUCUAGUACGAAUCCCAACGGAGCAUGCACCAGCUCUUCAAGCCCAGGCAGAAGCUGCAGAAGCCGCAGCCGAAGAAGAAGAGUCAUGA